Molecule: messenger RNA, 7253 nt
Organism: Homalodisca vitripennis (glassy-winged sharpshooter)
Lineage: Eukaryota; Metazoa; Arthropoda; Insecta; Hemiptera; Cicadellidae
Product: nicalin-1-like
Exons: 13
Coding region: 183-1847 (554 amino acids)
Biological process (GO): regulation of signal transduction
Cellular component (GO): endoplasmic reticulum membrane
Source: RefSeq, a predicted model, not a curated record
UCUCUUCUCUUCUCUUAGUCUAUGAGAGGGUCUGGGGAAUUCUUGUACAAAUUUAGGUUAUGUCUUGCUUAAGUGAAAGAAAGUAGUUUAUUUUGUAAUAUUUGUGAAUUAGUACUAAUUGCUUAAAAUUAACUCAUAUUGAGCAUCGUAGAUAAUUUAAUAUUUUUGUUUAAGAUUUUAACAUGUGGCUUAACGAGGCCGAUGAAUUUUCUGAGAUAUUUAAAGGAAUUUUUCCAUUUUAUUUAUUACUUGCAUUGCCCCUAUUUAUAAUCAUAUCUCCCGUUAAUCCGGUUGGAGCAUCAUAUGAAUUUCCAAUCUCCCGCAUGCAGCAAUAUGAUUUACAUGGAGUUCCUCAUGGAUGCCGUUCAGCUCCCGUCAACCUAGAAGCUCGGUCACUGAGCGGCUGGAGCACAUCACGCCACUGCGUUGUCGCAAGGCUGCAGGACAUAUCUGCCGAGCAUUUCAGAGAGAUUCGAUCGAAAGCGGGAGCUCUUCUGGUCGUUUUACCGAAAGAUAUUGAAACAUUACCACAAUCUGAAAAACAGAUUCUGAUGGAUUUGGAGAAAGUAAUGCUGUCUCAAGAGGUGUUUAUUCCAGUUUACUUUGCCACUUGGACUCCAGAACUACAGGACAUUGUGGAUGAUGUUGCUAACAGUAUGGUGACUGAUGAGAAGGCCGGCACAGCAGCACAAGCGCUGCUCAACUCAGUCUCGGCUAAUGGCUACCAGAUUGUUAUCAACACCAAUAAAGCAGUGCCAAAGACGGAUGUCCAUAUUGCUUCAAUACAGGGCAAACUGAUUGGCCACGGAGUAGAGGACAAGAUGCCAACUAUAGCCAUUGUCGCCCACUAUGAUAGCUUUGGCGUUGCUCCGGAGCUGUCAUUUGGAGCAGACAGCAACGGGUCUGGGGUGGCAAUGUUACUAGAGUUGGCACGUUUGUUUUCACACCUAUACGCUAACACACAGACACAUGCACGUGUCAACCUGCUCUUUCUGUUGUCUGGUGGCGGCAAGCUUAACUACCAGGGGAGUAAGAAGUGGCUAGAAGAUCAGCUGGAUGGUGUUGAUGCCUCUCUUUUACAGGAAGCCAAUUUCAUCCUGUGCCUAGACACUGUGGGAGGAGCCAACUCUUUAUACUUCCAUGUGUCAAAACCUCCAAGGGACAACUCCCCAGGAGCCAACUUCCUCAAGGAACUGAAAAGUGUAAAGAGCAAUGUACCCGUUGAGGUGGUCCACAAGAAGAUCAAUCUGGCGGAGGAGGUGUUAGCGUGGGAACACGAGCGAUACAGUAUCCGCAAGUUAUCUGCCUUCACGCUCUCUUCUCUUAAGACUCACAAACAGCCUCUGAGGAGCACCAUACUGGAUACCAAGAGCAGUGUUGAUAUCUCACAGCUGGCUCGAAACACCGAGAUCGUUGCUCAGGCCUUGGCUCGACACAUCUAUAAUCUCUCAGCCGAUACCUUCCCAUUCUCGAAACCUAUGGGUGUGGAGGCGGAUUCUCUCAAGACAUAUAUAGAGUUCCUGACAGCUCAGCCUCGUUCAGCACAGCUGCUGGCAGACAAGAACAACCCCCUGGUGCUGGCCCUGUCGCAGUUGCUCAGCGGAUAUAUAAAGGAUGUAAAGGUGUCAUAUCAGACUCCGGAUAAAAGAGAUCCAGAGUUUGUAUUUUACGACAUUACCAAAGCCAUAGUAAAUGUAUACAGUGUGAAACCAGCAGUGUUUGAUCUGUUUCUCACAUUCGCCAUUGUUAUCUACUUGACCAUCGUCUACGUGUUUAUACAAGGAUUUCCCAAGCUCUACAGUGUCAUGCUGAGAUUCACAAUGCAGAAGAAAAGUAAAACUUACUAAUGCAGAAGAACACGCCUGCACUUGUGUGGAGUGAUCUCUUCAGUAUGUAGCAAACGUACUGUGGCGUUUUGUAGACAACAUUUAUUGUAGUAAAGAGAACAAUUUUUGUAUAUAAUAGUAUUACCUCAAUUUAAGCUAAAUGAUUAGUCAAUCAAAGUGAAUGUUUGUGUAUGUUAGUGUAGCUAGUCAGCCGUCGUGGUUCAUGGGCUCGCAUGAAUUCCCAAUGUACUUUAGAAGCAUUUAAGUUGUGAAGAAAUACAACAGGGUGUUUCUUUUAGUCUUAUUAGCUUUAAGUUACAAUUUAAAUGUUCGUAUAUUCUCAAAUGACAUUAUUACCUCGUAAAGUUUGAUGGGAUUGUUAUUUUGGCCUUUUUUAAUGAUAUGUAAACAAAGAGAAUGCAAUCUUUGGGACAACUAGUAUGUCUAGUUGUAUUUCUAAAAACUGAUCUAACAUUCAAAAUAUGCAAUUUAGUAGUUACUGAAAAUAUUGAAAGAUAUCAGUUGUAAUUCUACAAAACAUUUCAACGAUUGAAAAUUAGGAGAGUUAUUGAUGAGGACUGUCUCGUUGGAUUUGGUAUUUGGAUUUCUUUUUUAAAGUACCAUUAAAAAAUGUAGGUAAUAUAUUUUAAAUAAAAUGCUUGGUAAUGGGUGGUGUUGAUUUAAUGAUGGAGAAGAGGGUUUUUAAUUCUAGUUUAAAAAAAUAAUUUCUCUUGUGAAUAAAAUAUCAUUAAUUAUUUUAAAUUGCCUGAGUAAAAAUACUUACUAUAGAACUACCAAUACAAAUGCAUAGGCUUUUAAUUUAAUGAUAUGGGAAGGGAAGUGAAAACUUGAUGAUAUGGUUGAUUUAAGCCAUAAAACUUCAAUGCCAGCAAUGGAUUAGAUACAUUGUUGUGCACCAUAUAGUCUAAUUCAAAAUAUGUAUGUAUUAUUAUUAAAUAAUAUAAAAUUAUUUGUUAUAUGAAAUGUAAACAUGAAACAUUAUAUUAAACCUAAAAUAUAAAUCAUAUGGUAAGUAUUUUGGCAUAUGUUAUAAUGUAAAACCAAUAUAAUGUUUUAGUUGUAAAUUAAUAUACCGAACAAUGAAUAUGGUAGGUUUUUAUUAACAGCACAGAAAAAUUAACAAGUAGGGAUAUUGAAGCGUGAUGGAUGAAAUUGAUAUCAAAUUUUUUUAAGUGAACAAUGUAUUUGCUUGUUAGGUUAAAGCUGGGCAUCAAACAGCAAAUAACAUUACUUUACACAACUCAACAAAAAUAUUAUUCUUGAAUCAACCAUUACUUUUUAUUCUAUAAAAUGUAAUAUUUAUUAUUACAUUCAUACCAAUUGUUAUCCAAACACUGGAUUUGAUUUCAUCAUAUUCUUUAAAAUAAUGAUUUAUGAAAAAUCCGUAUGAAUUUUAUGCUUUCAUAUUAAGAAGUCAUUUAAAUUUUGUACAACAGUAUUCUACUUAUCCGCAUGGCGUGGACAUGAAAAAAUUAAACAAUGAUUGUACUGAUUAUUAUAUUGUAUACUAAUGAAUGAGAUUAGUUUAAUAAAAUAUACAACUCACCUAUAGAGCACUUAUAUCAGUACACAUCAAAAGUAACAAUAAACACUUUAUCCAUGUACAGGUUAUUUCCACAGUAUCAGGUGGACAAGAAUUCUUAGCCUUUCUGCCUUAAUCUAUUCACUAAUGGUACUUUGCUGUUAUCCGGAGGCCACUAUUUUUGGAAGAGUUUUUAUUAUCGGGUACCGAAAAAACUACAUUAUUUAGAAAGAACAGACGUUAUUUGAUGUACUGUGAAAAUUACAAGUCAUGACGAUUGAUUCCUGUGCAAAAUCUUAGAACUUUUCAGAGGUUGGGAAAGUACCAAUCGGAAAUGCCCAUAGUCAUCGUGUGAGUGUCAGUGGUACCUUUGGUACCAACCUGCAAAAAAAAGAAAAACAUCCCUCAAAAUAGUAUCUAAAUUCAAGCUCAGAUUACAUGAUCGCUCAUUAACUUUUUAUAUUUAUAAUACCUUCGUAUCUAUUUACUUAUUUAUAUAGCCCAAUAACCAACAGUAGAUAGAGACAGAGUGGCCUCCUUUUCACCGACAUUGCUGCCUUUUGGGAGGAACUGAUCUUCAUAAUGACAUUUAAUUUUCACAUUAAGUCAAAUAAAGUCUGUUAUUUCUAAUAGUUUCUUUUAGGUCCUCGGUAAGAAAAACUGUUACAAACAUAGUGGCCUCCGGAUAAUACCAAAGUACCGUCCUAAUAUUAAAAAGAAAUGGCUGCUUCCCAAUUAUAAACUUAUUUAAUUUGCUAUAGUACAAAAAUAUUGUAUCACAUUAUUCAGACAUUGACAUUAAACCCACUUUCUGUCCUGUCUACAGACAUGUAAAGUGGAUCUAUGGUUCAAUUAAUUGUUGAUAAAAUAUCAUUUGUUUAAACUCAGCUGUUAUGAUUGCUAUAAUAUUACAUUGUUCUUUCAGUUGUUUAGUGUAUUAUUCAUUUUUGUAAAUUUCUGAAAACAUUUUCUACUAUUGUAAAUAUUGUAUUGAUAAGUUUUCUAGUUUUUUAAAUAUAGGCUAUAAAACCGUAGUAAUUAUUUUAUCAGAUUAAACUAUUAUUUUGUUUUUUAAAUUUAUGUAAACUACAUUUAAGAAGUGAAACAAAAAAGUAGCUUGACAACUUAAAACAUAGCCUAGUUGUAAGCUGUUUACAAAAAUCAUACAUUUUGUUUGGAGUUUUUGGCACAUCACUUGAUAUAAUGGCUGGGGUUAAAAGGGUUGAAUAUUUUUUAGUAAAAGUCGUUUCUGUUGAAAUUGUCCAUUUUUAACUUUAGUAAUUCUGAGCAAAAAUACUGGGUCAUCUUAAAUUUAUUUCAUAUUUUAUUAUGAGUAUCAGGCAGUCUUUAGAAAAUAAAAUCAUAAAAAUUAAAUAUCAGAAAGCCAUAGUUGACAUUACCGAGCGAUGAGAAGGUAGAUAUCACUGCCAUAUGGAACACAGUUAACUCAGUCCCGUGUAUGUUAGCAAGUCUAUAAUACAUAUUAUAAUUGGAUAGAAGUUUACAGGCCUAGAGAUUCCAUGUGGUCCGUGGCCUGACAAUGAACAGUAGUCUACUAGUCACGUGGAGUGGAGGGGGAAGUUACAAGCACAAUCUGUGAGUUGACUACCCCCCGCCACCACUCCCCCUCUUUGACAUUCAUAGUUCCCUUCUUACACAUCUAGAAGACCACAUGGAAUCUAUCGGUCUGCAAAUUUAUCCUUACUUUAUUUAAUUAAUCAAUGGAAUACUCUUCGAGAUUGGAGUGCUAAGGUGGUCUCAGCUUGAAUUUAAGUAUUUCUCAAGGAAUGUUUUUCUUUUUCUGCCAGCAGUCAAGGUGGCACCAAAGGCUGCACUAAUGAAUGGCCAGGUCCAUUUCUGAUCGCCACUUUCUCGUGCCUAAUCAUUCAAUGUGAUCUUAUCACGGGAAAGUGCCAAUAAAAGAUUCCUUUAACAAUCACUAUGGCCUUUGGCGGCACCUGUACUGCAGGCACAACAAGAAAAACAUACAUCAAGAUGGUAUCUAAAUAUCAAGCUCAGAUCACCUGAGCACCUCAGAUUUUUAUCUGCACAGCGUGUGGACUUUCAACAAUGACUUUCCAACACUUAAUUUUCAUGUUCUUCAUCUUUUAAGGGUUGAUUCAUCAUGAUAAAAUAUGAAAGAAAUUAAAGUUUACCCAGUCAUUGGUUAAACUUCCUGCUUCCAUGUAUUACUUCAGUUUUUUUUCAUUUAGUCCUUGAAACCUAUACACUUAAAAAAAAAACUGCAUAAUAUAUUGCAAUAUUUUACUGUCUUUGAAGGUUUAAAUUCCAAAAAUUCAAUUCAAAGAGUCCUUUUCAAACCUUUUCUAUAAUAUCACAAAAUAAAUACAAACUAUAAAUUUAAUCCAAUAUUUUGUACAAUUAAUUAUCAUCAUCUAUUUCAGAGUUAAAGUUAUAAUCCUUCAUUCAUUUAUAUCAAGUAAGACACAUGAACAGUCUUAUACAUAUUUCUCCUCCUAAUACUUGUUAAACGAAUAACAUUGAUCCAUGAUUCAAACUGCUCGGAACAGGUUGAAGUUUUAAUUGUAUAAAUUCUUCUAUGAUCUGGAUAUUAUUGGGUGUGCUGUCUAAAAUAUCUUUAGUUCAAAGUUUUACCUUAAAACUUUUUAAAAUAUAGACCUUUUUAAUAUCAAAUUGAUUCCAGUGAAUGCACUUUUUUCACUUUUAUUAUUUAAAAUAUGACAUUUUAUAUUAAAUAAAUUUGAGUCCAUAUAUUCUGAUUAGUCUUUUAUGGAUGUAUAAUAUUUUUAUGUUUAUUUUGGUACCAAGAAGAUUUGCACUUGGAUAACAAAGUUAUUACAAAACAUCUGCUGCCUGCCCAGCUAUUUUUUACAGUUGUGCUAGAUGCAAUUUCACUAAAUACCGUACUAGAGAAUGCGUAAUAUCCUCUGAAAUUAAUGUUUGUGUGUUCAUUUAUUCAUACAUUUCAGUCUAUAAUAAGAUUAUUAAAAAUGCAAUCAAUGUUGUCAUUAUUUCACUAUUAGUCAUUCAGUUUCAGUUAUUAUUUGAGAAAUAUUUACACAUACUUUUAAGGCUCAUCUAAUAAUCUAUCUAGUCAAAUAAUUAUAUUUUAAUAACUAAGUUUUCAUCAUUUCUUACAAUAUCUUUUAUGUUGAGUUUAAUUGUAUUUUACAGCAAUAAUUACAAAAUAAAAAUUGGAAUCUAUGCGUUAAAUGUGUGCUCCAUAAAUAUAUAAUUAUUUAGGUUCUGUUUGAUUCUUAGUAAUACAAUAUUUUAAUAUUUUGCCUGUAUGAUCAAAGGUUUUUACUCUUAUAGGAGCAACGUGUUUAUCAUAUAUGGAACACUGUGAAUUUUUACACUCAUUAUUUAAAACAGAUGGAAUCAACUUUUUAUUUUGUUUAAAUUUACGAUAUCAAUGUUGAAUGUUAUUGCUCCUACUUUCCAUUGGCAACUCAUAUGUUUUUACUUUAUUUUCCAACUCCCUAAAUGCUUAACAGUUGUAGUAAUAACCACUAAAUUUUUUUUAAUGAGGGCAUGAAUGAAGCUUAAUAAUUUCAAUUGAUUUACCAUUUCAGAAUAUAAAAUUUAAUGUUGGAGAAUAGACCAUUUUCAUGAAGUCUAAAUAAAAAGAAUAUUUUUUUGUACAUUUGUUAGAAUUACUAUCCAUUGUACACAUAAAGAUAUCGUAAUAAGUUAUCAACAUCUUGUUUUGUCAUUACACCAACAUUUAUAUAAUUUUAUUUCAUAUUUCCAUAAUCGUGUUUUUAUGUGUAAUAAUUUUAUUUGUUGUUAUCUUGCUUUGUUCCUCUGUGUAUUGAAUAUCAUUGUCAGCAAUAUUUGCCUCUGUGGACCAACAAUGAUUGUUUAGUUAUUUACAAUAAAUAUUCUAUUUUAAGAUUUGA